AUGUCCACGUGGAAAGCAAGGCUCACCAAAAGACUGAAAUCUCCAUCUAGAAGGAUGCAUCCAUUUCCAUGCUCAGCUCUGCUUGCUUGUUUUGGGAAUACAAGGGAGAAUGCUCCCUUUGAUCAGCCCAGUGCAGCUGAUACUCAUUCCACCAUCUAUGUUCAGCCCACGGCCAAAGCAGACCAGCACCUGAGUCACUCGAGAGGGGAAGAAGGAAUUCCAGAGAAAAGACGAGAUUCCAGCACCCAUUCAGAGAGAAAUGGCAGUGCAAAUCUGAAUUCAAGUAACCACAGUGCCAACCAGCCUGCUGAGACCCCUGAGGGUUCACCUGGGUCCUUAGACGGUAAAUUGGACUCUGAAGCAGUUACUUUCCAGACUUCUAUCCCCAGACCAUCAAUUAUUGAAACGCCAACGGAAGCAGAGGAAUCCCAGGAAGAACCUAAAUGUCUCGAGGUGGAACAGAAGAUGGCAUCAGACGGCCCAUCUGAGGACCCUGACCUCAAGGACGCCUGUCUCAUUCCCAAAAGCAUCAUGGCUGAGCCAGACUACAUGGAAGAUGACAAUCCGGAACUAAUUCGGCCUCAGAAGCUAGUCAAUCCUGUCAAAACGUCCCGCAACCAUCAGGAUCUUCACAGGGAACUUCUCAUGAAUCAGAAAAGGGGUCUUGCCCCUCAGAAUAAGCCAGAACUGCAAAAAGUGAUGGAAAGGAGAAAACGAGAUCAAGUAAUAAAGCAGAAAGAAGAAGAAGCACAAAAGAAGAAAUCCGACUUGGAAAUAGAACUAUUAAAACGGCAGCAGAAGCUGGAGCAGCAUGAACUUGAGAAGCAGAAAUUGCAAGAAGAACAAGAAAACACCCCAGAGUUUGUGAAGGUUAAAGGCAAUCUCAGGAGAACAGGCCAAGAAGUGGCCCAAGCGCAGGAGUCGUAGGCCCGGGCCACAGAGACCGCGCGCCCAGCCCGCCGCCGCCCGAGGAGGCCGUGUGUCCGCGCCUCCGCAGCACUUAGUCUCUGGGCAGAAGCCCCUGGAGACACCCCCAGCCAGCAGAGAAUUGUUACUUUAAAAAGGAUUUGGGUUUGGUUUUCCUACAAUCUGGGUGGAUAAAUGACCUGUGACUGUUAAUUUCUAUUCGCCAAAUGGAAGACGUUGACCAGCACUUAAGUUGAGAUAAGUGAACCUGUGUUCAAAGACUUAAAAAGCAAAAAAACCACAACAGCAAAAAAGAAAGAGGACACUGGAAUAAAUUCUUAAGAAUUGCACUACUUGGUUUUUCUUCCAGUCCAUGUUUAGUGGGGCACAGCGCCUUUUUCCUUGUCAAAUCUUUAAAAAAAUGUGUUUUGUUUCUUCCUCGAGGUAUCUGCUGGAUAAUUUAGAUCACAUAGAAAGGCAUUGAUCUGUUACAUGUAAUAUUUGUAAAUUCUCUGUUGAGAAUCCAGAAUUGUCUUGUGUGGUCCUGCCGUCACCCAUGUUCGGUUGACGCCUGAGAAUGUUGAUGUUAAUGUUGAGCACAGCUGUUACCUUUGUUGGCAUCAAGAUUCAGAAGUCGGGUGAGGAGGUUUAAAAACAUGGGAACAAAAAUACCUUAAAGUACAGAAGCUUUUUUAAAUGUAAAACAUACAGAAACAAAAACACCUAAAAGUCCAUCUUGAUAUUAUUUUGAUUGCUCUUGGUUCUCUGGUACUAGAAUGCUCCAUAGUGACACUCCAGAGAAGGCACAUCGUAUAAAUCCACUUCUUGCUUUGAUAACUAUUAGAAUUUUGUUUUGUUUUGUUUUUGAAUCCUCCUCUUAUAUAAAACAUCUCCCAAUCCUUUGGAGUGUAAGAACUAGUCCAUAGAACCCAACUUCAGUGUCAAAAGUAGAGGGUCCAAAACUUUGAGAACAGUGUGGGGGAAGCCCCCAUUGGGAGCCAGGCAAGGAGGACUUGUCCUACAUCGGUCUCCUGGAGGCCUAGGUGGAAGGUUGAUAGUGUUUGUACAGUUUGAGUAUCCUUAGAAUCCAAGUUUUGGAAAUUUCGGAUUAAGGAUCAUAUAAUGCUUUGCCUUUUUUUUUUCCUUGUGAAGAAAGACUGUUUCGCCACUCUGUCAGCGGUGGGGACUACUGUACGCAUCUCAGGAGAUGCUGAGGUGAAGUGAGGGGCCGCCCGGCUUCCGCACGCUAGCUGCUUUGCUAUCCGAAGGGAGUCGUAGGCGGAUGACAGCGAGAUCCUUAAGCAAAAUGCAUUUAAUUACCGCUGGUACAUUUUACUUGGGGUGAUCUAGAAGAAUUCAUGUGGAUUCAGUAUGUUCUCCAUCCAGACGAUUCAGCCAGUAGUUUCUCCCUUGAAGACUCUUCUUAUACCUUUAAAGGCUCAUAGAAACCUGGAUCCAUAGCUUUUAAUCCUAAUAAGCAUAGUAGAAAUCAGCUUUCUGUGGGAAUGCUCUCGUUUCCAUAGUUGACAGGCUUCGUAUUUGGUCCUCAUGUGAACGAGAUAAAGGUAAACGCAAGGUCAGUGCAUACCACCAGCUAGAGAACAUGCCGGUCACACCCGAAGUGGAUGAUUUCUCACCAUUGAGUAUUAUUUGAAUAAAACCUGAAACGCGGAAGAUAAAAUGUUGCUCUGUAAUAGUUGGCUUUUGAAGGAUGGCAUGGUAACUCUUUUUUUUCUGUUUCCAUCCUUCUUCCUUUUGAGAGAAGAAAGUAUGUUCCCUGAUCAUCUUGAAAGCACGUUUCUGAUCGCGUACUGACUGGAGUGCUUUCUUUGUGUUUAUGGACUAAUGAAGAGAUCUGAAUGUGAAGAUUCAGGACUAGCUCGUAGCCUUUUACCUAAUUGGAUGUUGGAUCUUAAGUCCUGCGUCUUUGAAGCAGUUCUGCCACUCGAUAGAAUUCUCAAGGGUCCCCGACAGGCUCCUUUAGAAGGACCGAUUCUGUCCCUAGAACUUACCGGAACCCACUCUUCACUGGGAAGAAAAAUGACAAAAGCACCUCCCUCCCAGUCUCACUCAGUGGUCUGCACACUUACGUGUAACAAGUAUCACAAGGUGUGGCCAGAAGGCUUGUAAAUAGCAUGACGUGAUGUCUCAGGACCACACAGUGGGAUGUCCAGGUCGAGAAGCUCUCUGAAGCCAUCACAUCAGCUCGGCUCACUAGCCAGAGGGUAAAAGGGCGCCAGUCUCCCCUCUACGUGUUAAUACCAUGCAGUCCAAACCCCUAGGACUCCUGAACAUCCCGGCAAUUUUAUGCUUUGAGCCGCUUUUUGACACAAAUGGCUCCAUUUUUCCACUCGGUGGUUUUCUUAAAAUAGUUCGGUGUUUUAUAGUCUCUGGUAAUAAAGUAGUGUUGCUUUCUAAGCUGCAACAGUUGACUUUAUUCUUCUACUCUGAAAAAUCUUGACUUGUUUGAGUGUAUAUAAUAUAUAUAAAGGGAGCCUUAAUGGAUUUGUUUUCAUAAUUUAAUAUUUUUUGUAUUUGCUCUUGUACAAUUGUUUUUAAUGGAAAGUAUUACAGAACUGAGGGUGGAAUUCUUAGAACCAAAGUUAUUCUUAAUAAAAAUCACCACGCGCUUGGACCACG
This is a messenger RNA of Hyaena hyaena (striped hyena), 3546 nucleotides long. RefSeq names its product family with sequence similarity 107 member B (gene FAM107B). The record is from RefSeq and is a predicted model, not a curated record. NCBI's taxonomy places the organism in Eukaryota, Metazoa, Chordata, Mammalia, Carnivora, Hyaenidae. The coding region runs from base 1 to 927 and encodes 308 amino acids. The transcript is spliced from 5 exons.